This is a messenger RNA of Oikopleura dioica, 1245 nucleotides long. The record is from the annotation of a GenBank genome assembly. NCBI's taxonomy places the organism in Eukaryota, Metazoa, Chordata, Appendicularia, Copelata, Oikopleuridae.
AUGAAGUUUUCCAAUUUUAUUCUCGCCACCAAUGUUGCCGCCAAUGGGUUUGAACCAACAUGGUCUGUCAAGCCUGGUAGAAAACAACCAAAGCUCAACGCAAAGUGCUUCAAGUUCCCAAAAAUCAUCAAAAAAAAUAUUGAAAAGGGAACGUCCCUCUCCUGCGUUCCUAGAACACCUCAUCCGUGUGAAGACAAAGCUGGCUUCAUGGAGAUUCUGGAUGGGUCUCUCGUUUUGACGGAAAAAAUCAACUCAAAGAGAGCGAAAUUCAACCUUGUCUGCGAUGAUGGAACAGUGCAAGGUGAAGUCGUCUGUGUCAACAGGAAGAACCAGGUCUAUUUCCAAAAGCCGCAAUGGAGCAAUCAGAUCACUUGGCAAGACUCCUGGAAAGAUAUUUGCAGAGAGUUCGCUCCAUUGACCAACUCGACGACUGCUGAUCUUCAAACUUGCUCUGAAGCCGACAACUUCCCAGAACUUGCAUCUGUUGAAGAAAGAAUCAUCGGUGGAGUGCCAGUCGAGGAGAACGAGUGGCCUUGGAUCACCCAUUUGACAUUUGACUUGAACGAUGGCGGGGAGAAACUUUGCGGAGGAAGCGUCAUUGCCAAUAGAUGGGUCAUCAGCGCCGCUCAUUGUUGCCUUGACGUGCAGAAGAUCGUCGGGCGCUUCGGAGAUCUGAAUGCGACGGAAUUUGACAGCAACGAAUAUGAGCUCGAAGCCAGCGCCUGGUUCAAUGAUCCCGAGUACGACCGCCAUGCUGAUGACAAAAACAACGAUCUCUGCCUCAUCAAAUUCAACGAAGACAUCAUUGCCAGUGACCCAGAGAGCAAAGUUCAGCCCGUUUGUCUUCCAAAAGAAGUUCAUGAACACGGCGCCGCUUGCUGGGUCGCUGGGUGGGGAUCGUUUGAAUAUAUGGGCGGUCCCCAAAACCCGGAUCUGCACUCAGUCGGUGUGAAUGUCUUUAGUGCAGAAUAUUGCCUUGCGAAUUCCCUGAUUUCCCUCGCGGCUGACGACAUCUGCGCCUACAAACCAGAUCUAAACGGAGACGGACUGCUUGAUAGUGGCGCUUCCUUUUGCGACGGGGAUUCAGGCGGGCCUCUCAUCUGCCCGACCGAUGGAAAAGCAACUCUCGUCGGGGUUGUUUCUACAGGAAUCGAAUGCACCUGGGAAGGAUAUCCUAAUAAGUACACUUCGACUUUCGUCACUUCUAAUUGGAUCCAAGAGACUGUAGCUGCCGAGGGACUCUAA